AUGCUGAAUAGCAGUUUUAGGAUGGAGAGCUUGAUAAUCGUCUGCAUGAAGCUUCUCGACCUCUACCAUAUCUGGCCUCCCACCUCGUCCUUCAAUCUCGACAUCGGCAUCCCAAUCUCCCCAAUCCCAACCUCGGCGCCCCAAUCAGACAUGCACCACACAAUAUUUCACUCUGAUUCUCCGCCGAAGUUGUCGCCUCCGUCGAUUAGAAGGUGGAGACAAUCGAGACCCAUCAAACGAAGGAAAAGAGGGUCGAUGCCCGUGAAGAUUGAGUGCAAAUCGCCGCCGUCGUCCCUGCCUUCUUCAGCCUUGGAGGUGGACGAGAACUGGAAAGAUUCGAAGCCUCCACCUUCGACGACUCUUUCUCUUUGUCAUCUGCCGCCGACUCUAGAUUCGCCGCUACCAUGUCCUUCUUCCCCUUCCUAG
This is a messenger RNA of Linum tenue, 426 nucleotides long. The record is from the annotation of a GenBank genome assembly. Lineage: Eukaryota; Viridiplantae; Streptophyta; Magnoliopsida; Malpighiales; Linaceae.